UUGGCCCUCUAUUCGAAAAUUAAGCGAGUGAACUCCUAAGAAGUGCAACUUGCUCAGUCGGAAAAGAAGUAAACGCUUGUACCAUGUCCUACCUUGAUUUUGGUAUGCAGUGCAUGUUUUACAGAAAUAUAAAUAUUUGUUUCUGAGUAACUCCAGGAUAUUUAGAAAGAUCCGCUAUUAUCAACAUACUGGAGAGUUCGGUUGUAAGAAAGUUAGUGUUUUUAUGUAUCUGUUGGAAGAAAUGUCAUCGAUAACGAACUUUACACCAGAGUCAGCAAAAGCUGCCUUAACGGAUGUUCUGACCGCACUGAAUUCUCCUGAGAAUAUUCAGAAACUUGCCGAAGCUAAAGAAAAUUCAGGAAAUGAAAUGCUAAAGAUGAUGCAGUUUGUAUUUCCCAUAGUGGUACAAAUUCAAAUGGAUGUCAUAAAGAAUUAUGGGUUUCCAGAAGGAAGGGAUGGAACUAUUCAAUUUGCACAACUGAUCAGGGCUCUGGAGCGCGAUGACCCUGAAAUUGCUCAACUUCAUGGACAAGUAAGAUCUUAUUUUCUUCCACCGCUCGAAGCCAAUUCAUUAGCAGAGGCAUCUCUUUAAAAUUGUAGGAUUGUGUAAAUAUUUUAUGCAAAACGUUAAUUUUAAACAGAGCUAGAGUACAUCUUAAUCUACAAUAGAUUGUCAUCGACCAUACCGAUAGAAUAUUUUAUAAUACAUGUUGUAUUUAAUGCCUAGGUAAAAUACAAAGUAUACAUUUAUUAGGAGCA
Messenger RNA from Orussus abietinus, 759 nucleotides. Its product is annotated as protein C10. The coding region runs from base 224 to 592 and encodes 122 amino acids. NCBI's taxonomy places the organism in Eukaryota, Metazoa, Arthropoda, Insecta, Hymenoptera, Orussidae. Gene Ontology annotation, biological process: post-embryonic development. The record is from RefSeq and is a predicted model, not a curated record. The transcript is spliced from 3 exons.